Molecule: messenger RNA, 1241 nt
Organism: Megalobrama amblycephala (Wuchang bream)
Lineage: Eukaryota; Metazoa; Chordata; Actinopteri; Cypriniformes; Xenocyprididae
Product: trypsin-2-like
Exons: 5
Coding region: 444-1172 (242 amino acids)
Biological process (GO): proteolysis
Molecular function (GO): serine-type endopeptidase activity
Source: RefSeq, a predicted model, not a curated record
GUUUAUGUUGUUUGCUAUAAACUGAAGUGCUACAUAGUUAUUUAGAUUGUUAUUGUGUGUGUUGCUGAGUCAGUCCAUUAGUAUGUACUAUUAAUUAGAGAAUUUCUUUUGUAUUGUUUGAACAUUUAAGUAAACAACAAACAUACUGUACAUAAUAAAAAGUCUUCACAGUCUUAAGUUUUGUGUCACUCAAAAAGUAAAACAGCAUUUUGGUCAACGUUUCCUUCCAACUCAUUUUUUUAUGCCUAUAGGGAAAACUGAAUGACUGAAGAACUGUUGUCUCACAUGCUCAUUGUUACUUCCGAAUCAUUUGUUGUGAUCUUAUUGGUUGUUCUGUAGGUUCUGUAGGUGUGUUAAAACAAUUGCUUAAAAGCAUGAAUGCUGGUCUUAAACUUUGCAGAAGUGCUCUAAAGCUGUGAGCAGUCCUUCUCUCCUCCACUGCAAUGAAGACUGUUGUGUUCACUUUGCUGGCUGCGGCUGUGGUUUGCAGCACAGGUCAUAAAAUCAUUGGAGGUUACGAAUGUCCGCCCCACUCCCAGCCAUGGCAAGCGUACCUUACGGAUGGGCUUAUCGAUUGUGGAGGAUCUUUGAUCAAUAAAAGAUGGGUUGUGUCUGCUGCUCACUGCAACUUCUUACGUUCGCGUCUCAUCGUCCGUCUGGGAAAGCACAACGUGUAUGUUACUGAAGCCACAGAGCAGCAGAUCGGGGUGGAUAAGAUGAUUCCUCACCCGAAAUAUAAUGAUCAACCUCAUAACAAUGAUAUCAUGCUGAUCAAGCUGACAAAGCCUGCCAUCUUUAACAAGUAUGUAAAGCCAAUCCCUCUGACAACCAACUGCACUUCUGCAGGAGAGCAAUGCUUGGUUUCUGGAUGGGGCAAAACUGAAGUUGGCUCUGCUUCUGUCCUGCAGUGUUUGAAUUUGCCUGUAGUCUCAAGGAUGCAGUGUAAGGGUGCAUAUGGUACAUUAAUAACUGACAACAUGUUCUGCGCUGGAUUCAUGGAGGGAGGCAAAGACUCGUGUAAGGGGGAUUCUGGUGGCCCUGUAGUGUGCAACGGUAAACUAAAAGGUGUUGUUUCCUGGGGCGAAGGCUGUGCUCAGCCAGGCUUUCCUGGGGUUUAUACUGAGGUGUGUCGCUACACUGACUGGAUCAAAAACAUCACAACUAAUAACUAAUAACUAAUGGACGGUCCUUUACAAGUUCGUUUUCCUAAUUAUCUGUAAUUAAAUUCAGUUUGAAAUGUG